Molecule: messenger RNA, 984 nt
Organism: Puntigrus tetrazona (Sumatra barb)
Lineage: Eukaryota; Metazoa; Chordata; Actinopteri; Cypriniformes; Cyprinidae
Exons: 9
Coding region: 106-795 (229 amino acids)
Biological process (GO): plasma membrane phospholipid scrambling
Cellular component (GO): plasma membrane
Molecular function (GO): phospholipid scramblase activity
Source: RefSeq, a predicted model, not a curated record
CUUAAAGUACUCAUUGUAUGCUCUAGAAACCCCCCCCAAAAACAUUUAUUGUACAUCACUGCCACUUUCUAACAGACGAUCUGUAUCUCCCUGAUAAAUUCAAAUAUGGAAAUGUCAGAGUGCACUGCAAUGAUUUCUUCCCCAGACCAGUACCACUGUCCUUAUCAUCUGGAAACCUUGUCCAGGAUGGAUCAAUUGUUUGUCUUCAAAGAAGAAUCCAUGGAAGAAUGUGCUGCAGAAGUUUGCUGUGGAAUAAGGCCUUCAAAGAAAUUUAAUGUGAAUGAUGACACCGGAAAGAAGGUCUUCAGUAUUAUUGAGGACAGCGAGUGUUGUGAAAGGCAAUGCUUUGCUGGUGGACGUUUUUUCAUAAUGAAUGUUACUGACCUCACUAAUCAAGAGGUCAUCAGACUGGUGCACCCAUUUGUUUGCUGCAGCCAGAAGUUGGAGGUUCAGUCUCCACCGGGCACUACCAUUGGAUAUGUUGAACAUAACUUACAUGUUUGCCUGCCUAAAUUCACUGUUGCGAAUGAACGAGGUGAACCAGCAUUUAAGAUAGAGGGACCAUGUAUGGGUUGUACCUGCUGCACAGAUGAAAACUUCGAGCUGGUAUCUUUGAAUGGAGCAGCACUAGACAGAUCAUUUGGGAAAAUCAGCAGAUCUUUCUCAUACAGUGGACCAAACGCAGGUGCAAAAUUUGUGCUGAGCUUUCCAAGACACCUGGAUGUCAAAAUGAAAGCUACUGUACUGGGAGCCUGCAUGCUUAUUGACUGCAUGUAUUAUGAAAAGCCAUCAUAAAAAGAAACCUUACUGUAGGCCUGCUUGAGACAAAAGAAAGGAUAAAAUACACACGUCUGACUGCUUGCCAUCCUCCAAUAAAGGCUGAAGGGAGAAGUAUAUAUGACCACCUCUUAAGACAAAAACAUAAACUAAACCAAGAACACUGCAAGCGUACCUGUUUAAACUAAUAAAAAAAUAAAACAUUUA